AUAAAAAAUAAGCCCAUAAGCAUGUCCAAAAGAUCGCAAAAGGAGCUGGAAAAUGACGACCUGUCUGAUAUCGAUGUCUCGUCGACAGAUGAAGAAGUGGAAGAGGAAGAUGAAGAGGCGGAAGAAAUGAUCAACGUGGAUUUUGAUUUUUUCGACCUAAAUCCAAAAAUCGACUUCCACGCUACAAAGAAUUUCUUGAGGCAGCUGUUUGGAGAAGACUCGGCAUUUUUCUCGCUGUCUGAAAUUGCAGACAUGGUGCUGACCGAGGGCCGUGCGGGCUCGACUAUCAAGACCGACGGUGAAGAAUCGGAUCCGUUUUCAGUGCUCAGUGUAAUCAGCCUGACCGACAAUCUGGAAACCACCUCGAUCAAAGCGCUGGUGAAGUACGUGCUGGAAAAAACCAGCAAAAAGCCUCAAUUCAAUAUCGUUCUUCGGCAGCUGCUGUCAGGAAGUUCAAAGUCGCGCGUAGGACUUGUCGUGAGCGAGAGACUCAUCAACAUGCCUGUGGAAACUGUGCCUCCAAUGUACAAGAUGCUGUUGGAAGAGAUUGAGAAGGCCGAAAAUGCUGCCACCGAAUACAAUUUUGAUUUUUAUCUCGUUCCGUCCAGAGUGUACAAAUUGGUUGCUUCAACGAUCGACCAGGAGAUGGAGGACGCUCCCUCGUCCAAAAAAUCAAAGAGGACCUCAGUGCCCACAGACACACUCGACUACUUUCAUUACGAGGAUGAGGUGCUGGAGAAGCACGCACAGCACCACGGCUACUUUGACUACACUAACAAGACGAUCGAGGCAGACUCCCGAAGAGUCUUCAACGACUACGGGGUGGAUCCAAAGCUGAGCCUGAUGCUGUUGGACAAGAAGAGCUUUGAAAAAGCGGUGGCGGAGAUGCAAGAGCGGUUUCCGCCGUACUAAAUAGCUAAGCUGAAAUCUACCAAUUUCUGCCUCCAUAU
This is a messenger RNA of Ogataea polymorpha, 950 nucleotides long. RefSeq lists its product as uncharacterized. The transcript has a single exon. The record is from RefSeq and is a predicted model, not a curated record. Gene Ontology annotation, cellular component: nucleus. The coding region runs from base 22 to 912 and encodes 296 amino acids. Lineage: Eukaryota; Fungi; Ascomycota; Pichiomycetes; Pichiales; Pichiaceae.